Messenger RNA from Clarias gariepinus (North African catfish), 1298 nucleotides. It is a transcript of the gene ngfb, whose product is annotated as nerve growth factor b (beta polypeptide). The transcript has 3 exons. The record is from RefSeq and is a predicted model, not a curated record. Gene Ontology annotation, biological process: nerve development; cell surface receptor protein tyrosine kinase signaling pathway; regulation of neuron differentiation. NCBI's taxonomy places the organism in Eukaryota, Metazoa, Chordata, Actinopteri, Siluriformes, Clariidae. Bases 316 to 909 code for a protein of 197 amino acids. Gene Ontology annotation, molecular function: nerve growth factor receptor binding; growth factor activity.
UAGAGCUGUGUAGUACUGGAUGACAGAAGGAUUUGGUUUUCCUGAUCUGGAAUUUGGGAUUAAGUGGCAGAAUAAAGUUUGGAAUUUGCGAAAUUCAGAAGACUGGAAUGUCAACAGCUCAGAUAGCACACUGUGGAAAGUGUUAAAGGGGACUGAGAGGACCUGCUGAAUACUGGAAGAAAGAAAUCUCAGCAGAGAGGUUGUAGGAGAUAAUGGCUUGACAUUGGAUGCUCAGAUCAUGAUGAGGUGCUUCCCCUGAGGUCAGACAGGAAAGACGAGUUCACCCGGACACGUCUCACAGGUCUUUGUGUGCCCAUGCGGUGGUCCAUGUUAGCUUUGCUGCUCCUGUUCUGCAGCCACAAUUUGGCACUGCGAGUGGGUGAUAUCUGCCCACAGGACAGCAACCAUGAGCAGACAGCUGACCCCACUCCCACAGUGGACCCCAAACUCUUUAACAAGAGGCGCUACCGCUCGCCUCGCGUGCUUUUCAGUGAACACCCCCCUGAUUCAGAGCCUGGAGAACACAACGGAUCAAAGGACAGGACAAAGAGACGGGCCGGACAGCCACAGAGUCGGGGUGUGUACUCAGUGUGCGAGAGUGUCAGCUUCUGGGUGGGUAAUAAGACAAAAGCAACAGACAUCUCAGGCAACGAGGUAACUGUGCUGCCUGACGUCAAUAUCAAUGAUGUCAAGAAAAAGCAGUACUUCUUUGAAACAGUGUGCAGUGGGGCUAGAACUGGGGGCUCUGGGUGUCUGGGGAUUGAUGUGCGCCACUGGAACUCAUACUGCACCAACUCCCACACAUUUGUGAGAGCAUUAACUUCUUUUAAGAACCUGGUGGCCUGGAGACUUAUUAGGAUCAAUGUAGCCUGUGUGUGUGUGCUCAGCCGCAAGUCGUGGAGACAAUGACAGUGUUUAAAAAAAAAAGAGGUCAAUGUAUGUUGAUGUCAUUAUACAGUAUGUGUGAUAUGACAACCCAAUAACAAAUAAAAACAUCAAAUAAAACCAAGAAUAAAAUAUUAUGUAUAAGGCAAUCAUUUGAGAUGCCUUAUUACUGCCAAUCAUUUUUGGCCUUAUAAGGGUCUAUAUCAAGCCAUAUGGUGAAAUCUGUAGCGAGCCAUUCAAGUAUCCUAUUAUUUUUCAUGAUGGACAUACUAGUUUAUUUGCUGACUACCGAGAACAGAGAACAAAAAAUGCUUAUGAUGACUGCAUGUGUUAUGCAUAUUUUGUUAUUUUGUUAUAUUUUUGUUAUUGCUAUUGUUAUUUAUUAAAUCUGGAUCAUUACUAUUUUUCAGUGU